Molecule: messenger RNA, 4814 nt
Organism: Anoplophora glabripennis (Asian longhorned beetle)
Lineage: Eukaryota; Metazoa; Arthropoda; Insecta; Coleoptera; Cerambycidae
Product: vesicular integral-membrane protein VIP36
Exons: 6
Coding region: 51-1043 (330 amino acids)
Biological process (GO): Golgi organization; endoplasmic reticulum organization; endoplasmic reticulum to Golgi vesicle-mediated transport
Cellular component (GO): COPII-coated ER to Golgi transport vesicle; endoplasmic reticulum-Golgi intermediate compartment; Golgi membrane
Molecular function (GO): D-mannose binding
Source: RefSeq, a predicted model, not a curated record
GGGUGACAUGUAAUUUUACGUCACUAAAGUGAAAUUGUUUUGAUCUAAAAAUGUAUUUAAAAGCAAGGGCAGUUUAUCUAUCGUGUAAUCUAUUUAUAAUCACAUUUGUUAAUAUUGUACAAGCAGAAUGGAAUACCAAAGAUUUCAUGAAACGGGAGCAUUCCCUAAUAAAACCAUAUUACGGCUCUGGAUUAGAUAUACCGUUUUGGCAGUUUACAGGAACGACAAUAGUUACCCCUAAUUAUAUUCGACUUACAGAUGAUACUCAAAGUAAAAGAGGAGCUAUAUGGAAUACGGUGCCUGUAAACGUUCGAAAUUGGGAAAUGCAAGCACAUUUUAAAGUACACGGGAAAGGUAAAGAUUUGUUUGGAGAUGGAUUUGCAAUUUGGUACGCUAAAGAACCAUUGAUUGAAGGACCAGUAUUUGGAAGUAAAGAUUACUUCCAAGGAUUGGCCAUUAUUUUAGAUACUUAUAGUAAUCAUAAUGGCCCCCAUAAUCAUCAACAUCCUUAUAUAUCUGCAAUGGUUAACAAUGGUUCUUUGACGUACGAUCAUGAUAGAGAUGGAACCCAUACUCAGUUGGCUGGUUGUGAGGCUAAAUUUAGAAAUGUUGAUCAUGACACUCAUAUAGCAAUAAGAUAUGAAAAAGAUGUUCUAACCGUCUCUACCGAUUUGGAAAAUAAAGCCGCUUGGAAAGAAUGUUUCCAAGUUAAAGGUGUUCGUUUACCUACAGGAUAUCAUAUUGGUUUAUCAGCCACAACAGGUGAUCUAUCUGACAACCAUGACAUUAUGUCAAUAAGACUUUUUGAAUUGGAUCUUCCUGAUGAUCCACAACCAGAGGAAGAUAGAUCGAACAUUGUUCCAUCAGCAACAUUUUUUGAGCCUCCAAGAGAUCAUGUUCCAGAUCCAAAACCUUCAUCACUUUCGGGUAUAAAAAUAUUUUUCCUUAUGCUGUUUGGAAGCAUUGCAAUUGUAGCUUGUGUGGUACUGGGUAUUAUGUUUUAUCAGAAACAGCAGGAAAAGAGUAGGAAAAGGUUCUACUAAGUCAAUUUGGUUGUGGGGAUUAUACAGACGAUAAUAGUUUUAGUUUCUCGGGUCUUUAUUAUUUUUUUAAUUGAUUUUAAAUAUAUCAUUUAGUAUAUACAUUUCUGACUGAUAAUCGUAGGAUUAAAGGUAUGUUAUACAAUUAUCAAAUAAUACAAAUAUUUAUACAUUUUUCUAAUAUAUAUACACUAGUGUAUAAUUAUUGUUUUUCUUUAAUAAUGACUUGAUAAAAAUUCAUAUUAAUUUCAACCUCUAUUUCAACAUCAUAAUGGAAUUGUCAAUAAAGCUAAAAGAUAGCCUUUAUUUUAUCAGUUUAUAGACUUAUCAACAGUGGUGAAUGUGUCAUGAAGGAAAUUUUUAUUUUUUCUGUAUCAAAUGACAUACAGAAAAUGAAAAAGAGAAGUUACCACUCACUAAAAUAAUAUUUUAGAACAGGGCGACAACUUAUAUAGGUAUUUAAUUUCCUGGUCAAGCAUUUUUUUUAAACUUUGGUUGAUUAAAUUAAUUUACUACUGAAUUCUUAUAUUCAUCGACCUUAUGUACCCUACUGGAAAAAAUUAAGGAAGCAACAGAAAAUUUGAGGUUUUUUUGUGAUUUUUGACAGUUUAUCUCAGUAAAAAAUAGUCGUAUCGAGAUAAAAAAAAAGCAGUUUUAAGCUUCAAGUCUCUAGUUUGAAGGUAUUUUGACAAAAAAAUUUUUUGAGUUCCUGUUAUUACACAAUCUUAGGAAAUAGUGCGAGAAAAAAAUUUUCUAUUUUUUUUUUAAUUUUAACAGUCCACGGGCUCAGGGAAAUCUUUUUCACUUAGACUGUGCAUAGGUCUGUUGAUCUUUUAACUUUAAUCAAAUAAAAGCUGAAUAAUCAGGCUAACUGAUCUAUGCAUCAGUCUAAAUGAAAAAAAUUUCCUGAUCCCAUUCAAAUUAAAUAAAAAAAAUUGGAAAUUUGUUUCUCACGCUAUUUCCUAUGAUUGCGCAAUAACCGGAGCUCAAUUUUUUUUUUUUUUUUUUUUCUUGAAACUAGACAUGAAGCUUCAAACUUAUUUUUAUCUCGAUACAACCAUUUUUGAGAGACAGCAUGUCAAAAAUCACUAAAAAUUUUCUGAUUUUUUUCCCUUAAUUUUUUCCAGUAGUGAAUAUUAUUUUUUAACCUCUUAACUGGUUAUGAUGGAUAUAAACACGAAUUUAUAAUCUUUUACAAAUAUAUUCACUUGCACCCACUCUUAAAAUCACAAUAUGUCGUAAAUGAUGUAAAAUAGUCCAGAUAUUUUAUAAAAUGGUCUGUGUUCAAAGCAGUUAAUAUUUGUCCUUUAAGAGGGUUGCAACACGUUUAAAAAGUGAUGUAUAUAGAGCGUUGUUCAUCUUUUUCCCUCUGGUAUGGUUAAAACAUACUAUUGCAAGUGAAAAUAUACAGUGGGCAUGAUGGAUAUUUAGGUAUCAUGUAUUACCACAUUAUGAAUAUAAUGCAUGCCAGUUAAGAGGUUAAUUUUCAAAACAAGUGUCAAAGGCCAAAAACCUAAAUUAACCACUGAUUGAAAAGAAAUAGGCAGCUGCGAUUACAAUUACAGUACAAUCUCACUAAUCCGGCACCAUUAAAAACCUAAGAGUGCUGGAGUACUGGAAAAUUCGGAUUAAUGGAAAAUGUAUAAUAUGUAAACAGUAUUAAAUUAAAAAACGUUACUUUUAAUUGUUUAUUAACAAAGAGAUUGGUACAUAGAUACAUACAUAUUAUAGUUGUGUAUGCAUAUAUGUGUAUAUUGUAAUGUUUUUAUGUUUCUGUAAAAUAAUCUUUCAACUAAACUAUAACUGUAUAAACUGUAUUCUUCAAGAAUAGUAAACAAACGCGGAAAAAAUAACGCCGGAUUACUGGUCGUGCCGGUGUAGUGAAGUGCCGGAUUAUAGAGAUUAUACUGUAUUACGUUUAAGUUCUGUUAUUAAUGAAAAACAUAAGUCAUAUUUAUUUCAUCUGGUUGGUGAAAGUCGGGUGAGUAGUAUCAAAGUGUAAAAGUGACCUGUGAAGUUCAUUUUUUUUUCUUUGUUAUCAGAACUCAGAUUAAUCGUAUUUUCUUGGAAAAAGUAAAGGAGUCCAGAUUAAAAAUGUCAUAAUAAAUAAGUAAAUCUUGUUUUAAUGCAUUUGCAUUGCAUGCAUUUGAAGGAACAGGUAAUAUAUGGGUUUUACCCAUUUUCGCUUUCUCUCGAUCCUCUUUUUAUAAGUAUAUAGUGUGCACUCUUUCAUCUAACCAUCCAGAUGAAAUUGAUUGAGCUAUACAAUCUAUUUUAUUUCUAUUUCAUAUAAUAUAUAAAAGCUCAAAAGACGUGUAUCUGCAUCUUGAAAAAAUAUUUUGGCAUUGAAAGAGCUAAUAAAAUUUACUCUCAAUAAAGAAUCCUUUCUAGUACAGGACAUCGGACACAAUACAAAUUUUAUCUUGUCUGAAAUAUAAAGGAAUGUAUGUAUAUAUCAUGUCAAGGUUUACAAAUGUACAAGCAAUUUAAUAUAGUAAAUAUAAAAAUAAAUGAAGUUCAUAUAUUUUUUAUUAAAUAGACUAAAAAUGCACAUAUUUGAAAAGUAUGCUCAAAAUUGCUCAAUUUUUUUUAAAGUUGUAGCAAUUUUUUUAUGUAAAAUGUUAUUCUAUUCUCCUUGGCUGGCCUAAUCGACUUCUUAACUGAAUUAAAGGUUAGUUGUGCAAGGAAAAACCUUGAAUGUUUGUGCUAAAGUUCAUCGACCUUUCUUCGACAUUAAUUCAAACAUAAAAUUAAUAAAAAAUAAACUAAUCGAAUCAAGACAUGCUACAUUUUUGAGAAGUCUCUUACAUCCAAUUACGAGAUCAGCGACAAUAUUGCUUCAAUUAAUUUUAAGUACCUAGUAUGACCAUGUGCCAAGUAAAAAUGGGUGAAGUUUUUCCAUGAAACAUUCAAUUUUAAAUGAAAAAUGUCUGUCCAUGGUUUUUUUGUUAGGUUCAUGGCAAAAUUCAAUAAUUUUUAUUUUAUAUUAAAAUAAAAAUCUUAGUGGAACACGUCACAAUUUUUUUUACCGAUUUAAUUUUUUCAACAUUAUAUAAAUAAGUAAUAGAAAAACAAUGCCAACUUGAUUUGCAAAUUUCCAUUAAUUGAGAAAUUUAAAUUUUUUAAAACUAUCUUCUAUUUCAAAAAAAAAACUCGAAAAAACCUUUUAAUUUUUAAAAAUAUUGUCACAUACUUGCAGACCCGACAAUGAAUCUGAUUUAUUUUGAUUAAAAAAACAGUGCUAACACGAUAAUUUUUAAAUAAUUGACACCUCAGAUUACAGCAGAUUUAGUUAGUAAUUACAAUUUUGAGGAAGUUAUUUUCCAAAUAUGUGCAUUAUUUAAAAAAAAUGUAUUUUUUACUUACUGUGUUCAUGGCCUGUAAACCUAUAAAUGGGGACAGUUGUAAAUAGCAAAGUUCUUCAUAACAAAUUUGUCAGUUGCAGUAGUAAACUAGCUCUUUGAGGCUGAAAAGUAUUUGUUAUUUUUUUUACCUUAUUUAUAUUUUCAAUAAGUGAAAAGUUAUUUGUUAUCGAUGUUGGUCAUACAUAAUAAGGUACUAUUUAAUGGUUCGCAAAAUGUAAAACAUUUUUAUUUGCUAUAAAUGGUGCAGAUUAAAUUUUUUCUAUUUUUGUAUUACGAUAUUGUUAAAAAUAACUAUUAUGUAAUAACUACUAUUGAUUAUGUUAUUGCAUGAGAAUAUACAUCACUAUUUAUCAGGAAGAUAAUGUAAUGUUAUUUUAUGAAAAUACAUAUAACAUAUUUUGAAACUCUA